Messenger RNA from Gregarina niphandrodes, 987 nucleotides. RefSeq names its product 60S ribosomal protein L4. The transcript has a single exon. Gene Ontology annotation, cellular component: ribosome; cytosolic large ribosomal subunit. The record is from RefSeq and is a predicted model, not a curated record. Gene Ontology annotation, biological process: translation. Lineage: Eukaryota; Apicomplexa; Conoidasida; Eugregarinorida; Gregarinidae. Gene Ontology annotation, molecular function: RNA binding; structural constituent of ribosome. The coding region runs from base 1 to 987 and encodes 328 amino acids.
AUGGCGUCUCCCGCUCGUCCUCAGGUAAGCGUGUUUGACCGUAGUGGUAACGUGGCCGGCAGUGUGGCGUUGCCGGAGGUAUUCUCGACGGUGGUGCGUCCUGAUGUUGUACAUUUUGUGCACACGAACGUUGCCAAGAACGCUCGUAUGGCGUAUGCGGUUUCUACGGAGGCUGGUUACCAGACUUCUGCUGAGUCGUGGGGUACGGGUCGUGCUGUGGCACGUAUUCCGCGUGUUGCUGGUGGUGGCACGCACCGUGCGGGCCAAGCGGCUUUCGGCAACAUGUGCCGUGGUGGUGGCAUGUACUCCCCGACGAAGACCUACCGACGUUGGCACCGUGCCGUACCGGCCACUAUGCGGCGUCACGCUGUGGCUUCGGCCCUCGCGGCCUCGGCUGUUGCGGCUCUCGUUAUGGCGCGAGGACACAAGGUGCAAGCGGCUAAGGAGAUCCCCAUCGUGUGCACGGACGAGAUCGAACAGCUACAGAAAACCAAGGAAGCGCACGCUCUCCUUACCAAGCUGGGUUGCGGCGAAGACUUGCUCCGCUGCGCUGAGACCCGUCAGCGUCGUCACGGCAAGUCCGUCUGGCGUAACCGUGUGCACUCUGUCCGUCGCGGACCUCUCGUCGUCUAUAACGGCACUCGCGACCAAAUGCGCGCUUUCCGCAACAUUCCGGGAGUUGAGACCUGCCAUGUCAGCCGUCUUAACCUGCUCCAACUCGCACCCGGGGCCACGGUAGGACGUCUCCUCAUCUUCUCCGAGUCUGCCUUCAAAGCACUCGCCGACAUCUACGAACACAAAAAGGACUACUCUCUACCUCGCGACCUCAUGACUAACACCGACGUCCAACGCAUCAUCAACUCCGACGAAAUACAAUCCGUCCUCCGAGUUAAGAAGGACGGAGCCAAACCCAAAUUCCAUGGUGCCACCAACGCCCUCAAACGCGAGGAAGUCGUCAAGAAGCUGGCUCUCAAGAAACUAUUCUAA